Messenger RNA from Melopsittacus undulatus (budgerigar), 2056 nucleotides. It is a transcript of the gene PRDM8, whose product is annotated as PR/SET domain 8. The transcript has 4 exons. Bases 65 to 1924 code for a protein of 619 amino acids. Gene Ontology annotation, biological process: regulation of DNA-templated transcription; oligodendrocyte development. Gene Ontology annotation, molecular function: protein binding. The record is from RefSeq and is a predicted model, not a curated record. Gene Ontology annotation, cellular component: nucleus. NCBI's taxonomy places the organism in Eukaryota, Metazoa, Chordata, Aves, Psittaciformes, Psittaculidae.
CGGGGGCCGCAGCCCGGCUUUGUGCCACUUGUCGGGCGAGGAUUAUAUUCCCUCUCUCCCUGGCAUGGAGGACGCCGGCGUCCAGAGGGGAAUAUGGGACGGGGACGCCAAGACGGUCCAGCAGUGCUUGACUGACAUUUUCACCAGCGUUUACACCACCUGCGACAUCCCGGAAAAUGCCAUUUUCGGCCCCUGCGUCCUGAGCCACACAUCGCUAUACGACAGCAUUGCCUUCAUCGCCCUCAAGUCCACCGACAAGCGCACCGUCCCCUACAUAUUCCGGGUGGACACGUCUGCGGCAAACGGCUCGUCGGAGGGGCUGAUGUGGCUGCGGCUGGUGCAGUCGGCGCGGGAGCGGGAGGAACAGAACCUGGAGGCCUACAUCAAGAGCGGGCAGCUCUUCUACCGGUCUCUGCGCCGCAUCGCUAAGGACGAGGAGCUGCUGGUGUGGUACGGCAAAGAGCUCACCGAGCUGCUUCUGCUCAGCCCCGCACGGGCUCCUGCCCGCAGCAACGGAUCGCCGCCUUUCGCCUGCCCCGAGUGCAACCAGCGUUUCCAGUUCGAGCUGCCCUUCGCCGCCCAUCUCCGGUUCCGCUGCCCCAAGAGGCUGCAUGGCCCAGAUACCACUAGCCCCGCAGCCGAGGGUCCCGGCAGCAAGGACAGCGCCGGCAAGGAGCCGGAGGCCGGCAAGUACUGCAAGCCCGGCGGGCCGCUCCACCACCCCUUCCCUGGGGCCGACGGCGGCGGGGCCGCCGCCAGCAUCAAGCCCUCCACGGACUUCCACAACCUCGCGCGGGAGCUGGAGAACUCCCGCAGCGGCCACGGCGGGUCCCCAGGGAGGCCGGCGCCCCCCGAGGGCGGCCCCGAGACAGCGGCCGGGAAAGGCAAGCGACGAUACCCCGAGGAGGAGGAGCGGGGCUCCGGGACGGCCGCGCGGGGCCGUUUCCCGGCGGAGCGUCCCGGGCUGCCGUCGGCGCCCAAGGAGGAGCCCGUAUGCGCCCCGCAGCAGCAGUAUCGUGCAGCAGGCUCCUACUGCGGCUUGGAGGAGGGCGGCCGCCUCUUCGCACCGCCCAGCCCGGAGACGGGGGAGGCCAAGCGCAGCGCCUUCGUGGAGGUGAAGAAGGCGGCCCGCGGCCCCGAACCCGACGGCGGCGCCUCCGAGGAGGUCCAGGAGCGCGCUUCCCCCUCUGCGCCGGGUGCGGGCGGCAGCGAUCCGGGGCUAUGUCCCCGCAGCGGCCCCGGGGUCCCGCUAUCCGCUCGUCUAGAAGGGGGCAGCCCGGCUCGGGGCAGCGCCUUCACCACCGUCACGCAGCUCGGGGGAACCGGCCCCGGCGGUGGGGCUGAGGAGCGAAAGAGCGCCUUCUCUCAGCCCGCCCGCUCCUUCCCGCACGUCCCGCCGCUGGUGCUGGGCCAGAAGCUGGGCGGGCUGGGGGAGCCCUGCCCCGACGGCGCCGCCGCUCCCACCCGCCUCUAUGCUGCUGAGGCUCUGGCCGUCAAGCUGCCGGGCGGCGGAGAAGCGGCUGGAGGAGGCGGCGGUGGCGGGGGUGGAGGCGGCGGCGGGGGGCUGCCCAAACAGAGCCCCUUCCUCUACACCACCGCCUUCUGGCCCAAAAGCUCGGCGGCGGCGGCGGUGGCGGCGGCGGCGGCAGGGCCGCUGCAGCUGCAGCUGCCGUCGGCGCUGACGCUGCUGCCGCCGUCGUUCACGUCGCUGUGCCUGCCGGCCCAGAACUGGUGCGCCAAGUGCAACGCGUCCUUCCGCAUGACCUCGGACCUGGUGUACCACAUGCGCUCCCACCACAAGAAGGAGUAUGCGCUGGAGCCCCUAGUCAAGCGGCGCCGCGAGGAGAAGCUCAAGUGUCCCAUCUGCAACGAGUCCUUCCGCGAGCGGCACCACCUCUCCCGCCACAUGACCUCCCAUAACUAGAGGGAACACCCCCCUCCAACCACACUCCAACAGCACCCUGGACACCCGGGGACCCCCGACCGGCCCCUCAGAGGGCAGUGGUCGCCCGGAGCUUUCUUCCCUUUCCUUUCGAUGCACGCAUUUUCACUUUGU